AUGGUGUGUGACAAGUGCCAGAAGAAGCUGAGCAAGGUCAUUGUGCAAGACAAGUGGAAGGAUGGGGCCAUGAACACAAUGGAGAGCGGAGGCCGCAAGAUCAACGAGAAUAAAGCUUUAAGCAAGCGUAAGCAGUGGGCGCCAUAUAGCGCAAAAUGCACGGUGUGCAAGACCAGCGUGGCCAAGGACUACAAGUACUGCCAAGGGUGCAGCUACCAGAAAGGGCUCUGCGCCAUGUGCGGCAAGCAAAUCCUGGACACCAAGGGAUACAAGCAAAGUGCAACGUAG
Molecule: messenger RNA, 288 nt
Organism: Chlorella variabilis
Lineage: Eukaryota; Viridiplantae; Chlorophyta; Trebouxiophyceae; Chlorellales; Chlorellaceae
Exons: 5
Coding region: 1-288 (95 amino acids)
Biological process (GO): cytoplasmic microtubule organization
Molecular function (GO): microtubule binding
Source: RefSeq, a predicted model, not a curated record